AAGGGGCUAAGUUGCAAAUACAGCAAAGCGAUAAGGUUUCUUAUCUUUCCUGCGUGGACACGAAUCAAUGGAUUCCUUUCGCUUCUAUUCAAUUUUGCUGUGCGAUGGCAAUCCGGCCGGUCGCUGCGGCCGCCGCAUAAUUUUCCGUUGUGGAGCCGAUUGAGGAGAAGGAGAUUGAGGGGUGGAUUCAGCCGCGUCGCCGCCUAGAGGACGAGCGCGCCGCGUGUUGCUAGGGGGAUUCGCGGCGCAUUGGCUUUGCUGCAGCGCGUCGCCUACGGUGUGGCUGGUGGCCGGAGCCCGAAGGGCGUCUCCGCGACGUCGGGAGGCACACGGAAGGUCGCACCAGCGGGAGCCGCCGUCGGUCGCCGCCUUCGCCGCGUCUAGGCGGCCAUGCCACCGCGAGGAGCCGGCCGAGGGCCACGGCCAUCUUACGAGGACCAGCGCCGGGGUCGGCGUCGCCUCUGCGCUCGUGGGGGCAAGGUCGAGGACCGCUGCCGCGGGUGUGCGAUGUGAGAGUUCGCCCCGAAGCGAGCCGAGGAGGGCCAGUGCGAAGACGCCGGCGGAGACGACUAAGCUUCGUCGCCGUUUACAGACGCCAAACAUGUCGGUUACAAGCUUUGUGCCUGUUCAGGACAGGCGCAAUGACGGUUCGCCAAAGUUUGCGUAGGGAGUGCGCGGCGUGGCCAACCGGCCGGAAGAGCUCGGAAGCUAAUCGAAUCGGCAGGCCACGGGAGUUUCGGGAGGGUGGACUGGGAUAGCAUGCAUGCGCCAGAAUCUGUACGGCCUGAGUCCGUACGCCGCCGCCCACGGACCAGACGCGUACGUUCAGCCUCGCCCUCGCCCCGCCUUUGCCGCUCCUAGGACCGCUCCCACCCACCCACUCUUGACCUGAUUGACCAGGCUCGCCUCCAUCGCCAUCGCCAUCGCCAUUGCCCUCCUCCCUCCUCCCUCCUCCUCGUCCCGCCGGCACCGCGCCAGACACACCCACGUCCUUGAUCUCUCACGUACGUAUAUAAACCUCGCCUCAUCUCACUACCGUCCCGGCGCGCGCCGCUUCUUGGCCAUGGGGCGCGUGAAGCUGCCGAUCAAGAGGAUCGAGAACAACAACAACCGGCACGUCACCUUCUCCAAGCGCCGGAACGGCCUCAUCAAGAAGGCAUACGAGCUCUCCGUCCUCUGCGACAUCGACAUCGCACUCCUCAUGUUCUCCCCAUCGCGCCGCCUAUGCCCCUUCUCCGGCCGCCACGGGGUGGAGGACGUGCUUCUCCGGUACCUCAACAUGUCCGACCACGACAGGGGCGAACCCAUCCAGAAUCGGGAGUACCUCAUCAGCAUGCUCCAGAGGCUCAAGCGCGAGAGUGACAUGGCCACACAGCUAGCAAACCCGGGGGCACUGAACGAGAAGAUAGAGGAGAUUCAGCAAGAGAUAUACGCCUCCCAGCAGCAGCUGCAAAUCUCCGAGGAACGCCUCAGGCUGUUCGAGCCUGAGCCCGCGGCGUUCGGCUCCACGAACGAGAUCGACGGCUGCGAGAAGUUCCUCAUGGACAUGCUCACCCGCGUCGUUGACAGAAAGAAUUACCUGCUGAGCAAUCACAUGUCGUUCGACCCGACGGCUCCCGGGAUGCAGAUUGCCUUAUCAAUGGCGAUGCGAUAUGCAGGGGCCGAACGGCGCGCCGAUGUACGUGCACCCGGCGCAGGCGGAAGGCAUGGGCUCCUUCGCCAGCGACGCCGCGCUGUGGGCCGCGGAGGCCGGGCCCAGCUCCGGCCACCAUAUCUUCGGCGCCACCGACCCCAUGAUCUACCUCAGGGACCAGGAUGUGUACGACGCCAACACGCAGGUGGCCGGGCUGCACGGCGGCGGCGGCGACCCGUGCGGCGGCGCAAGCGACGUCGCGGGGAGCAGCAGCCAGGCGGACGCGUGGCGGCAGGCCUACACCUGCACGGAGCUGCUGUCCACGCUCAUCCCCAACGCGCCAUUCCCUCUGAUGCAGCACUGCCUGGGCCCCGACGACCAGUACCUGCAGGCGAUGCCGCCGGCCGAGAUGGUGGUGCCGGCAGCGGCGCAGGACCAGGUGGAGGCGUCGGCCAGCUGCUCCUACAACAUGCCCACCAGUGACGAGACCGGCACGCCCGUCCUGGCCUACGACAGCGGCGCCGUGCCCGUGCCGCCGCCCAACAUCGCCUGAGCUGAGCUGAGUUCCUGACCAGUGAGCCAUGAACUAACCAUGUUACCAUGACGAUCAAGGUCAUCAACUAUAUACUACUAUACCUAUAGCUUAGCUAGUGGUAGCACACUAGAACCAAAAGCCAAUAAUAUACUCUCUUAUCUUUUAAUAACGGGAGCAAUAAGAUACUGAAAUUUCUUUGCUACUA
Molecule: messenger RNA, 2373 nt
Organism: Lolium perenne
Lineage: Eukaryota; Viridiplantae; Streptophyta; Magnoliopsida; Poales; Poaceae
Product: agamous-like MADS-box protein AGL66
Biological process (GO): positive regulation of transcription by RNA polymerase II
Molecular function (GO): RNA polymerase II transcription regulatory region sequence-specific DNA binding; protein dimerization activity
Source: RefSeq, a predicted model, not a curated record